Betta splendens (Siamese fighting fish) is the source of this 3165-nucleotide messenger RNA. Its product is annotated as cell division control protein 42 homolog. NCBI's taxonomy places the organism in Eukaryota, Metazoa, Chordata, Actinopteri, Anabantiformes, Osphronemidae. The coding region runs from base 154 to 993 and encodes 279 amino acids. The transcript is spliced from 4 exons. Gene Ontology annotation, molecular function: GTP binding; GTPase activity. The record is from RefSeq and is a predicted model, not a curated record. Gene Ontology annotation, biological process: small GTPase-mediated signal transduction.
GCUCCGUCGCGCUUCACUUCAAACGCACCUUAACGAUAUUUGGCGCGUUUAGCGGCGCAAACUGCGGCAGAAGCGCGCGAGCUCCAUUAGUAUGGAGCGCGAAAGACGUCUGUGAGCCGCCAAGCGAAGCGCACGCGUGUCCGCGGCAGAGCCAUGCUUCCACAGGACGUGGGGAGGCAGAAGCCGCGCCGCGUGUCGGAGCCGGUGUGCGGCGCAGACUCCGCACCGUGGCGCGUAAAGAACCGGGACUUCCCUCUGAACGCGAAACGCCGGAGGUCCGGCUCCGCACCGGAGCGCAGGGUGAACUGCGUCGUGGUCGGAGACGGAGCCGUGGGAAAGACCAGCCUGAUCGUCAGCUACACCACCAACGGAUACCCCGCGGAGUACGUGCCCACGGCGUUCGACAACUUCACCGUGAUGGUUGUGGUGGACGGAAAACCGGUGAGGCUGCAGCUCUGUGACAUGGCGGGACAGAAGUGGGGACCGGUGGACGGAUCAAUCAACGAUGAGCUGGAGCGCAUUCGACCUCUGUGCUACAAGAACGCCGACGUGGUCCUGCUCUGCUACAGCGUGGUGCGGCCCUGCUCCUUCCGCAGCCUGCUCAGCCGGUGGCUUCCUGAGGUCCGGCAGCACUGCGCCGCCGCGCCCCUGCUCCUGGUCGGCACCCAGCUGGACCUGAGGGAGGACGUCCAGGUGCUGAUCCACCUGGCGCAGAACCAGGAGCGGCCCGUGAGCACUGAGGAGGGGCGGCGCCUGGCCCAGGAGCUCGGCGCCGUGGGGUUCGCAGAGUGCUCUGCUCUGACCCAGAAGAACCUGAAGGACGCGUUCGAUUCGGCCAUCUUGGCCAGCGUCCAGCAGACAGACAGCAGCAGCAGCCAGCAGCAGAGGACCACUCUGAGGAAGAAGACGCCAGAUAAGAUCAAGAGCCUCUCGGAGUCCUGGUGGAGGAAGAUCAGCUGUCUGAUGGGAGACCGCAGCUGUGACUUCCAGUGAUCAGACGUCUGGGUCGGAUCGAGUUUUGGGACAACUUUGUAGAAUCGGCCCGUUUUAUGCUUUAGGAGCCUGAUGGGACUUAUGCGUUAUUUAUAUGUUUAUUAUUUACUCCUUUUUAAGGUUCUGAAGCUAAAUGUCAGGGAACGCGACGCUGCUCUGACACAUCACACCUGUUGAUGUUAAUCAGAUCAGCUCCCACUUCUACACCACUGCUGUAAUCCAGAGUCAGGCUGCUCUAAUCGGAGCAGACAGGACCACCUGGACCGCAUUAGAGCAGCAUAUGGAGCGGCUGUGGCCUGGUGGAGGUCUGAUCCGGACCUGGUUAUUGGCUCCUGUCACUUCAGGGGUAACUUCAACCACUACACUGCUCAAAAACAUCAAGAAAUGUUUUUCCCAGAGUUUUAUUAUUUAGUUUUAAAUUACUUGUGACUUAAUGAAUGGAUUCAUGGAAAUAACUGACCAAACACAUAAUUUUGGCAUGAAUGACAGUUUUAUUAAAGUCAGUACAUGAAUAAAAGUUGCAUUACGUUCUCAGCAUUAGCUAUUAUUUGUAUAUAGUUCAUAUGAAGGCGACAGGAGUUUGAUUUGUUGAAUCAAGUCUGAAGUGACGCCACAGCUUGACAGGUGCACGAUCUGGUUCUACUGGUCUUAGGCGGGAACAGACAAAGAUCGGAUGGACUGGAUAUUUAUUACAUCUGUAAAUAUAACAAAGCAGAGCUCAAUGUAUUUAAAAUAGGGCAGAGUUAAGCUUCUGAUCAAAAGCCUUUGGCUCUAAUACUCACGUUUUGGCAACAUGAAAGCAUCUUACUGGUUUAACUGGUCUCAUACAGAUAUUAAACUGCACGAGUGACCACAGAGUUAUUUUACCAAUCAGACACAAACUGUGGAAGAAGAAACAUGUUGCAGCAAUAUUAUAUAUGUCGUGGAUCUGAGUCGUGUCACACGCACAGCACAGGAUGAGAUGACUUGGAUCUAUCUUGUUUUCAGCAGUGAUCCGUUACUUCUGUGUUUUAUAUGUUUAUAUUCUCUGUAUUUUUGGAUGUCUUGUUUUUUGUGCAGAGACUUGUUCUGACAUUUGGUUUUGACUAUAUUUUCCUGCGAUGCAGCGAUUUGUAGCUCUUGUAUUCAAACAGGUUCACUGUUAAUUUUGCCUUCAAGCCCAGUGGCGUUCAGUUUUUCUUUAUUUGGUAUUUAAACUUCUUGGUUCACAGCCAUUUCUGGGUCUUUUUGGUGAGAUGUUCUAUUAAUUAACUAAAUAUGCAGGUCUGGUUGAAAUGCUGUGGGUUUCCCACCAUAUUUUCUGUACAGACAGGGAUCAGGCAAAAGGCAGAGUCCAAAAAACGGAAUAGGAGCAGGUAAAACAAGGUCAAAAAACAAGAGCAAGGUUCCGUUCACUGGCAAGAACUAGGUUCAGAACCAAAAACGUGGCAGGAACCAGGCACGCGAUAACAACACGCUGAUGAGUCCAUGUGAACAGAGUGGCAACAAAGCAAAGUCCAAACACUCCUUCUACUGAGCGCAGAGUCCUUGUCCAGCAGUUCGGUCCACAGGGACAAGCGUCUGGGAGGUUCUGGGAGACCGACGUCGAAGCGGGAGUGGGAGCAACAAAGUUACAACAACUGACAACAAGAAGUUGUCAAAACACUCAACAAAGAUCCAGGAUCUGUGACAGAUGGAACGUUCAAGCGUUUCUGUUCCACUUUGUUUCACCGCCACCAGGUGGCGCCGUUUCCUCCAGUGUUUGCCCUGUUUGUUUAUUUGUGGUGUCAUGUGAUUUCCACGUUCGGUUCUCGUUUGAAACCGCUGUAACUUGUUUCACCUGUGGGAGUUUGGUGAUUCAUGCUUAGUCGUGAUGGCUUGUCAGUGUCUGUGUUAAUGACAAUGUGAGUUGCAGCCCUGAAGCUCUGAGGUUCAUUCAUGUUACAUUUGUGUUCAAAUUUGAGAACAUGUGAGAUUUCAACAAAUGUGUUUUAGUUGUUUAUUAUUAGUUCAAUUAAACAUGUGAACACUUUUCUAGUCUUUAGACACACAGUCAUCUCAAUUAGUUACACAUUUUUUUAUUUUUUCAGUUCAGGAGUCAGUAUUUCACAGGCUAAGGCCCAGAAAUCUUCCAGCCACUUGAUUAAGUACAACAUUAAGUAGCAUUUUGCCAUAAUAAACGAAUGGGUUGGA